Molecule: messenger RNA, 1491 nt
Organism: Penicillium olsonii
Lineage: Eukaryota; Fungi; Ascomycota; Eurotiomycetes; Eurotiales; Aspergillaceae
Source: the annotation of a GenBank genome assembly
AUGCGUCUGUCAUCUCUUGCCUACGCGGCUCUACUCGGGGCUCGUCUCGUUGCCUCGGCGGCCCUUUCAAAACAUGAGAACUCUUUCGAGCUUGUCGACGGUCCAUUCUUCACAUUUCACUACAGAACCGAUCGACCUUCAGAGAACAACUGGAUUGGAAUAUACAGUAUAUAUGGAGAAGGCCCUGGCAAGGAAGAGCCGCUAUAUUGGGACUGGAUGCGGGAGUCAGAGGAGACCAAACGCGUCGACGACGCACACCUGAACUGGGGCGCCUACAAGGCAUACUUCCUUGUCGGCGAUGACUAUAAAGUCCUUGCCGGUCCGAUUGAUAUCUUCCUUUCUGGCAAGGGCCCGAUAUCUUUUAAUGUGAAAGAGUUCACCACUAAAAAUGCUCGGGAGGGCGAGAAUUUCGAGGCCCGUGUGAGUGGUCUUUUACAUCAUGCACCCGAUCCCAACACCAAAUUCAGCAAGGAAAGCUCUUCGUCCAGUUGGAUCAGUGUAUCCGAAGAUGGUGUCAUCUCCGGAGUCCCCAGGGAAAGCGGCAACUUCGUUGUCACUGUGAAAGCUACUGCUUCCGAUAAAUCCACUGCCACUGUCGACGUUACUGUUCCGGUAGUCGCGUCAGGAAAGCCACUUGUCACCGAGCUGAGGGUCAUGUCUUUGAACCUCUGGUUUGGAGGCACCCAAGUCAGCGACUACAACCGCAAGCAGAUCUCGGCCAUCGCCAAUUCAAAUGCAGAUGUUGUCGGUCUUCAGGAAAGCACACACGGACAUGCAACUCAGAUCGCAGAUGCACUUGGUUGGCAGUCAUGGCAGGGCAAGGACUCCAGUAUCAUAAGCCGCUACCCCAUAGCCGAGAAGUACGGCGCAGUCACUGAGAUCAGUGGUGCGGUAAGGAUUGCCCUCGACGGUGAUGACAGCCAAGUUAUUAUCCACAACUGCCAUCCUUACGCCUAUCCUUACGGACCUUACGAUCCUUGCUUCGACAACAAAGGCACCGAUACGAUGAUGGAUACCGAGGAAAGGGGCAGUCGCAUUCGUCAGAUCAAAGCCAUUAUGGACACCAUGGCGGACGCCCUCGAUAACGCCGACAAUGUUCCUGUGCUUCUCACCGGCGACUUCAACGCACCUUCUCAUCUUGACUGGACUGAAGAGACUAAAUCCUCUCACUGUGGCAUCGGACAAUUCGACUGGCCUACUUCAAAGGUCCCUAUUGAUGCUGGCCUGAUUGAUGCAUAUCGUGAACUUCACCCGGACCCGGCCACUGACCCAGCCAACACUUGGUCGCCCGUGUAUCUUAUCAAUGACGACUACGACGGCCGCAAAGAGCCUAUGGAUCGCCUCGAUUUUGUCUACUAUAAGGGCAACCUGACAACUGAGAAGUCAGAGGUUUACAUGGUCGGUGACCCCAAGCCCGAGCCGGAUCACUUCGACAACGAAUGGCCCACCGACCACAAGGGUGUCCUCGUUACGUUUAAAAUAGGAAACUAG